UCAAAAAUAGCAAUACCAUAAAAAAUUAGUCUAGAAAAGAGCGAAAAGAGACGUGAAGUGUUUCGAUAUUGUCGAAUUUAUCAGGGUUUUGUGAUUGUAAAAACUGUUUUAUUUUGCGAGUUUAAGAAAGUUUGUAUUGUAUGGAUUGUCGUUUAUAGCGAAAAUACAUUGUACGCGAAAUGAUUAUUGAAAAUCCAGACGCUUUCAAAUCAUGGUUGACGUCCAUAUUGGAACCCCUUUGCGAUGCGGAUCCCGCAGCAUUGGCAAAGUAUGUGUAUGCAUUGGUGAAGAAGGAUAAGCCAUUGGAUGAGCUUCGAGAUGGCAUGCUGGACCAACUAGAUGUUUUCUUGCAACAGGAGACGAAGCCGUUUGUAGACAUGUUAUUCAAGUCUCUGGAGAGCUUGGAGUACUUGAAAGGUGAACCUGAGAAGCCCCCCAGUCCUGCACAUAUCCCUAAAGAAAAUGAUAAACAGUUAGAUGUUGAAGAGCAACCGGCUUGUGCUACCAGUGCUUCCGCGCCGGGGGCCAAGUCCCCAGCGGGCGCGAGCGCUGUGGCUGCUGCGCCCGCGCUGGCCGCGGAGGCACCACGUCAUCGCCUCGUCCUGCCGCGGACACGCACCACGCCUCAUCAGGAGCAGACACUUGUCAAGGUUAUGCCUUUGACGGAGUUACUUGAAGAACCAUUGGAUCAACCGCCGCGCAGACGAGAUCGCAGAAGUGAUUCUCUCCGUGACAAGGAGGAGCGUCGCCGGCGACGUUCUCGCUCGUGGGAGCGACGUGCGCGGCCGCGACGUCACGCACGCGAGCCCGAGCACGCCGCACACGCGCCGCACGCCGCGCACCCCGCACACCCCGCACACGCCAAUGACGCACGGAGGUACGACAAGAGACGUCCCCUCUCCCGGUCGCCGUCACCGCGCGGCCGAUACAGGAACAGGAGUCCCCCUCCGGCUGUCAUUGAGAGACAAGCUAGCAGGUCUAGAUCGCGGUCACCAGUACCGCUGAGAGACAGAGAUUACGACCGGGAAAGAGAAAGGCUGCGUAUCCCCCGCGAGAUGGAGAGAGACAGAAUGUCGAGGGACCGCGAGCACAGGGAUAGAGUGUCCAGAUCUAGGGAUAGAGAUCGGUCACGCGAUAGGUCCCGUGACAGGUCUCGCGGCUCCACUUCACCUCGGUUAGAGGUUCCUGACGCCUACAAGCGACGCUGCAGGGACUAUGACGAAAAAGGUUACUGCAUGCGCGGUGACUUUUGUGAGUGGGAUCACGGCACUGACCCGCUGGUGUUGGAGGACGCCACGCUCUCCAGAGUGUUGCCCAUACAGCCGCCCGUGCCUGAGUACAACCCGCUGACGCCGGACAUCUGGUGCGGGGCGGGGUUCCCUGCGUUCGGUGCGCACCCGCACGCGUUGCCGCACCACGCCCUGCCGCCCCCGCCGCACGCCCAGCUCCCGCCGCACGCACCGCAUCCGCCCAGGGAGCUCGUGCCCAUACCCAGAGUGCGUCAUGAGAAUCGUGCAGAGGCGAGGACGGAGCCCCGCAACGACGCGAGGGCGGAGGUGCCCUCUGCGCCACGACACGACCGACCACCGCCCAAGAAGAACUUUGAUUACCACCGCUUGGGCAACCGAGCGCCCCUACCGGCCAAUGCUGGCAACUGCUCGCUGGAGGUGAAGAAAGUGCCGCGUGGACUCAACGAUAUCACUCAUCUCAACAACCACUUCAGCAAGUUCGGCAAGAUUGUUAACAUACAAGUGAGUUUCGAAGGUGAUCCCGAGGCGGCGCUGAUAACGUUCUCCAACCCGACAGAGGCCAACGUGGCAUACAAGAGCACGGAGGCGGUGCUCAACAACAGAUUCAUCAAGGUCUUCUGGCACAACCCAGAGAACAAACAGGAGAACAUGGCGCCGGGCGGGCAGCAGGCUAACAAGCAGGCGGACAGACAGAACGCGCACCAUCCAAUGUCACACAACAAGGUGCUCAUCAACAGGGACAACAUAAAGGCCACAGCGGACAACAAACAGUCCAUACAAGCUGAAAAGGCUAAAGAGAUAACAAACGGCCAGGAACCUAAGAAGGAGGCAGUGAAGCCGAUUGAGAAGAACAAGCAGCUGCUAGACGUCCAGAAACGUUGCCAGGCGCUGCUGCAGACACAGCUGCAGCAGCAGAGGCUGCUUAUACAGCGCUUGGAGACCGGCAACGUGAGCGCGGUGCAGAAGCCGGUGCUGCUGGAGGCCAUCAACUCAGCGCAGGAGGCGAUAGAGAAGUUGCGUAAUGAACUCAACUACACAAUGAAGCAGUUACAGGAAGAGAGCGUCGCGCGGUCGAUGUCGCGGCUGCAGCUCGCACAGCAGGUUAAGAAACCGAAGACGCGGGAGGAGGCGCAGAAGGAGAUCCUGGAUGCUGAACUAGAUAUGUUCACCAAACAACAGGAGGGUCAGGACGUGACCGAGCUGCUGAAGAAGAUAGCUGAGCUGCGGAGGCAGAUGGCGCAGCAGUUCCCCACACAUCCCAUCAUCAGGAGAGGACAUUCCAGGGGAGGUAGGUUCACCAGCAGCAGGUUCGUGCGCGGCGGUCUGGCCGGCGCUACCGGUGCUGGCCCCGGCAAGGCCUUUAGCGUCAACCAGAGCAUCGACCACCGCCCCCGCGCACUACUCGUAUCCGGCUUCGAGCCUGAAGAGCUCGACACACUGCUGGCACACUUCGCGCAAUUUGGCGAGGUGACGGGCAAGGAGGUGAACCUGGCGGUGCCGGAGCUGGUGCUGCAGUACCGUGCCCGCGCCAUGGCAGAGCUCGCCAUGCAGCGUGCGCGACAUUACAACGACCGCACCCUCUCUAUAACGUGGGUGACGAACAACAAGCCGAUAGGCGCGAGUCAGCCGCCACCGCAGGUGCAGAAUGGAGACACGACAGUAGAUGAACCCAAGGAGAACGAGAAGCAGAGCGAAGAGACGUUGCUGCGCUUCGACGAGGAGGAGGAGGAGGACGCAGAGGAGGACCGCUCCUGGAGACGUUGACGUCGCGCCGGCCGCUAGCGGCGGCUCCCGCGUCACGUCGCCUCGCGCCGCCUCACGCUGCGGGCACGUUGCAUCACGCUGCGGGCACGUCGCGUCACGCCGCGGGCACGUCGCGUCACGCUGCGUCACGCGUGACACUUGUAUAUACACGUAGCUUUGUACUCGUACACCAGCGUAGCGUUCUAUAGCAAUACAACUUGUUAUUAUUUAACAUAUCUAUAUAAAUGAACAGUGCUGCGGCGUGAGUUCGCACUGACAUAACAAAACAUGUUUCACGUGAAUGUUUUCUCAAUGCAAACUCUCGAGAAUAACUAUGAUAAGUUUUUAUUCUAAAGUGCUGUCGUAUAACACCAAUUAUCUAUACAACUAUAACUAAACUAUAUAAGUAACUUUUAUCUAUUAUAAUAAGAAAUUAUUCAAUUUAUUCAUUCAUAUAUCGUCUUUACAAUUUUUACAUAUUUUAAAAUAUAUAAAGGUUUUACGGUUUUUUGGGUUUUGAUCACUUAGAUGUGUUAAGUUACGACUUAUAGUCAAGUAGCGUUGUGUGGGGGGGGGACCGUGUCCUCAGUGUGGGGGGAGGGGGUGUAGGGGGAGGAGGUCGCGCUGGGAGCCUUUACAAUGUUGUCUUAUAUCAUACGUGUCUGAUACAUGUAGUUGUUGACUUGUGUAGCUUAGGCUUUAUUUAUAUGUUCAGAAUUAAUACAUAUAUGUUUAUUAGCCACUUCAUUUACUAUCUGGUAAUACAAUAUUGUCCUAAA
Molecule: messenger RNA, 3772 nt
Organism: Papilio xuthus (Asian swallowtail)
Lineage: Eukaryota; Metazoa; Arthropoda; Insecta; Lepidoptera; Papilionidae
Gene: swm
Product: Zinc finger protein swm
Exons: 24
Coding region: 180-3014 (944 amino acids)
Cellular component (GO): nucleus
Molecular function (GO): metal ion binding; RNA binding
Source: RefSeq, a predicted model, not a curated record